Coccinella septempunctata (seven-spotted ladybird) is the source of this 2529-nucleotide messenger RNA. Its product is annotated as proton channel OtopLc. Lineage: Eukaryota; Metazoa; Arthropoda; Insecta; Coleoptera; Coccinellidae. Gene Ontology annotation, biological process: proton transmembrane transport. Bases 207 to 2159 code for a protein of 650 amino acids. The transcript is spliced from 10 exons. Gene Ontology annotation, cellular component: membrane. Gene Ontology annotation, molecular function: proton channel activity. The record is from RefSeq and is a predicted model, not a curated record.
GUUCAGCACCAGUCAGAUCUUUCGUCAAGCUAAAAAUUAUCAUCAUGUUCUAUAUCGGCAAGGAAAGAGGAAUCAUUGUGAAUAGGCCCCACCAUUGACAGUUUGGCCUAUCUCCAAGAUUUUUCAAUUCACAAUGUGGGCUGCUGUAAUACACAGUGGGUGCAAGAAAUUUUUUAGUGGUGCGUUUCAACUUUGUGUUCAACGACAUGUAUCCUUCGAAUGAUCACGGAAUAAAUCUAAGUCCACCAAAUAUCGAAAGUCAAACUAUGAAUUUUCUGGCCAUGGAACAGAAUCAUCAUAGGUUGGCCGUGGAUAACGACAGACAGAGUUCCUUACCUACAUCGAGAAGGCCGUCUGCUAUACUUGCCGCUCUCAGAAGACCCUCACAAGCAUUCGCUUUAUCAGCUGUACAGGCAUUCAUGAGCCAGAGGAGAAAUAUGGCGGGAUUACUCAACAAUCAUGGAAAUCAUCCAAGCACCAAUGAUUAUGAAAAAGAGGAUAUAAUACUCAAUAAAGAACAAGGAAACGAUGCCGUGACAACGAUCCUAUCAGCUUUCUACGCUAAGCUACUUGUCGUAUUGGGGAUGGCUUUUCCAAUCACCGAAAUAUUAUCGAAAGAAGUCACCACAUCCUUCUACCAAGGGUUUUACCUGUAUCUCUACGUAGGAAGCAUAAGUUUUCUGAUUGUUAUCUACACAACGGUGGCUAAGGAGAAGGCUGUCAACUCUUUGUUGAAUUCUUUUCAAAACAACGCUAAUAUGGAAAGUAACUCAGUGAGGAUCAGUUCCAAUCAAUCGAAAAGGUAUGGAAGUUUUUAUCUCCGCUUAGGUGCCAUUGCUUUCGGCAUCGGAAGCAUGGUAUACUCUGGACUCGAGUUUGUGAGAUACUUCGAAGCAAAACACUAUGCCAAAUGCGAUACGAACGUUUUACAUGCCAUCACUCCAGCCGCAAGAACCCUUUUAACUCUCUUGCAAAUGCAGUUCAUUUUUCUCAGCAGUAAGGACUUAGAGUUGCGAAAAAUAAAAAAUGUGGCGAGAUUUGGACUAAUGCACAUGAUUGCCACUGACCUCUGCGAAUGGUUGUACGUGUUGGUUGAAGAGACCAAGCAUGAGAUGAUCCAUUUAGCAGAGCAAUAUAACGACACCGAGACUUUGAUACAUGAGAAAUUCUGCCAGGAGGAAUUAGUCACAGGAUCUCUUGUUAUGAAUUCCAGCCCAUUUCUCUUUCCAUGCACAAUUGAGUAUAGUCUGAUAUGCGCCGUUAUUCUCUUCGAGAUGUGGAAGAAAAUGAGGACCUUCACGCCGAGAAAAUCAGUUAGGACAUCCGAAAAGAAGAGUAACACACAGAAGGAGCAGAAUACUUAUUUGUUCAAUAAUCUUGGAGGAAGUCCUGUGAACUCUGAAAACCAUAUUACAGUAGACUGCAGCAGCGCUCAUAAAGGUCUUUUCGCUGGUAUCAUGGUCAUAGUUUUCACCAUUAUAUCACUAAUAAUGUUUUUUGUCCUCACUCAAGACCACACUAACUCGAUGGAAGCAAAAAGAAGGCACAUUCUUGCUCAGGUUGAGGUAAACUCUGUGGAACUAGUUCUAUACGUGAUUACGAUAUUAGCAACCAUAGUUGCAAUGGUUCGUAUGAGAGCAAUGAAGUACGAGAGAAAACUGAAGGCUGAAGGACAAGCUGGAAUCGGACUUGACAACACACUCCUCGUUGUUGCACAAACAGGCGUGUUCAUAUACAGUAUGUUCUCCAUAAUAGGAAACUGCUUCACCUCCAAAGGUUCCAUAACAAUCAGCCUCUUAGCCGAAAUAUUUUCGUUUCUUCAAACCAGUCUUCAGACGAUUUUCGUCCUAGAUUCAUGGUGGAGAAGGUGUAGCGAUACUGAACAAAGCUUGGAAAAACCCGGCAGAGAACUGAUAACCUUCCUUAUUAUUUCUAAUAUGGCGUUGUGGACAAUCAACAGUUUGGAGAAGAAUAAAGCAGAAUUCAAUCCAGAUCAGAUUGCAUUUUUCGGUGACUGGGCUUGGACUAUUAUAACCCAUAUAUCCAUGCCCUUAGCCAUAUUUUAUAGGUUCCAUUCAACUAUCUGUCUUUUCGAAAUUUGGAAGAAUGCUUAUAAAUUAAAAUCGAAUAUAAAUGCACCUGUGAUAACUAUAAACUGAAUAGGGAUUCUACGAAUUAUUGAUAGUACUUUUAUAAUAAUAAAGUCAGUGCAUUUACUUCUAACGGUGUAUUCCGUGAAAGUUCAAAUAAUUUUUUCCCAAUAAAACAACAACUUCAUGUUGAAAUCUCAGUAGUUUAGCUUUACCAACAUACGAUAUUUUGUGUUAUUGAACUACUGAAUUUCUCGAAUAAAAAUCUUUGGGAAACAGAACAGUGCUUCCAGAAAAAGAUAGGAAUAGAAGAUUGAAAUACGAUUUUAGGAAUUGGAAUUCAUUAAGAAAAAAAAAACAACACAAAGAUAAAGAAUUUUAUGAAAUAAAACUCAUUAUCAAUGAAGAUAGUGAUUGUCAAGUGAAGUGAAAUAAGUGU